UUUUUUUCAAAGCUUCAUUUAAUAUUAAUCACAUAUAAAUAAUAUUUUCAAUAAAUAAAUAGCUUAUUAGAGAAAUUAGUGCAUAGUCGCUUUGUUACAGAACGUAAAAAGAAAGUUAUCAGUAAAUAAUUUUAACAUAUUUUUGUAAAUAUUUUGUUUUUAGAAAAUGUUUCAAGGAUCAAACUACACAGAUGAUAUUCCAAUAAUUUUUUCUAACAAAUGGAAUUUGCCUGCUUUGCCCGUUAUUUCAAAAAAAUGCAUAAACCCCGUAUUACAGAUAUCUGAACUGUUAACACAACAUCAAUUCGAUUAUGACUAUAGCCUUGAACGAAAAAUUCUUGAGAAAAUAGAAGAAUGGAAAAUCAUCAAGUUUCGUAAAAUUGAUGAACGUGAACGAAGAAUCACUCUCCGUGAAGAAGUGAAACGACAACAAUUGAAAACAGAAGAGUCGAUACUCAAAGAAGAAUUAACAAAAAUUUCAUAUCCUAGUCCUGAUGGAAUUGAAAGUUGUGAAGACGAAUUAUUUGAAAAGAAAGUUAAGAAUCAAGUAUUUAAUAAUAUUGGAUCCAUUUUAAAGCCUACCAAAUUAGAAAAUCAAAAAAUUAAUUCAAAUGAAGCCUUAUACAUACCAAAAGGCACAACAAUAAAACGUAGCCAAAUAAAACUAGCUGAUUUUGAAAACGAUACGUCUGAUCCGUUUAACACCAUGGAACUAAAAACAAUGGAUGAUUUAAAUAUUUUAGAGCAAAUUUUAAAAGUAUCGAUAAAUGAAAAUCUAAGGUCUCAUAAUUCAUGUAGUGAAAACUCUUAUAAUGAAACAGAUUUACCUAGAAAAGAGGCUAAGCUUGAAAAACCUGAUUCGUCCACAUGGAUGAAAGCUGUUGACUAUGAAUUAAUUAACACAAAAAUGGAUGAAACCAAAGACUUAAAAUCAGAGACAAGCAUACCUAAAUGUGUACCAGAAAAUGAGUUGAAAGUUUAAAAAAAAAGUCAAAAAUUAUUUAAAUCAUCAGUAUGAAAAUUACAAACCAACAAAAAAUAUAAAAGGCCAUAAUUUUUAAUGAUAUAAUUAUAUUCAGAAAUUAUGUUUGAGAAUUAGUCAGAUGGGAUAUCCUAUGUAUAGAAUUGGUGAAUUGUUCAAUUUCACUUAAAUGAUGAUAAAUAAAAGAUAAUUGGACAUUUAAUUCUUCUAAAUGAAUUAAUGCACUUAGGAUUCGAAGAAAAGAAUAUAUCUAAAUGUAUUACUUAAAUUUGAUAAUAAUAAAGAAAAUGAUUUUUACAAAAUAUUUAA
This is a messenger RNA of Culicoides brevitarsis, 1291 nucleotides long. RefSeq names its product ubiquitin-associated protein 1-like. The transcript has 2 exons. The record is from RefSeq and is a predicted model, not a curated record. Gene Ontology annotation, biological process: ubiquitin-dependent protein catabolic process via the multivesicular body sorting pathway. Bases 167 to 982 code for a protein of 271 amino acids. Gene Ontology annotation, molecular function: ubiquitin binding. Lineage: Eukaryota; Metazoa; Arthropoda; Insecta; Diptera; Ceratopogonidae. Gene Ontology annotation, cellular component: ESCRT I complex.